Molecule: messenger RNA, 3577 nt
Organism: Rhagoletis pomonella (apple maggot)
Lineage: Eukaryota; Metazoa; Arthropoda; Insecta; Diptera; Tephritidae
Gene: Klp61F
Product: kinesin-like protein Klp61F
Exons: 10
Coding region: 138-3344 (1068 amino acids)
Biological process (GO): microtubule-based movement; mitotic spindle assembly
Cellular component (GO): nucleus; spindle microtubule
Molecular function (GO): microtubule binding; plus-end-directed microtubule motor activity; ATP binding
Source: RefSeq, a predicted model, not a curated record
ACGAAGCAUUUUAAACGGUCGAUUCGAAUUCAGCGAUUGGAGCAAGUAAAUAGCAGCGGGGUUGUUGAAUUUUUUCCUUGUGUGGCCAGCAUAUUUAUUGUUUAUUGUACUUUUGUGAAAAUAUAUAUUUGAUUGCGAUGAAUACAUCUGCAGGCACCAACAGCACAUCGAGCCAUCAGCCGCGUAAAAUAUCUAAUCAAAAUAUUCAGGUGUAUGUGCGUGUUCGGCCAUUAAAUGCACGGGAACGUUGUAUUCGAUCGGCGGAAGUGAUAGAUACCAUUUCGCCACGUGAAAUAGUAACUCGGCAUACCAUUGAGUCGAAGCUGACAAAGAAAUUUACCUUCGAUCGUGUAUUUGGUACAGACUCGCGGCAGGCGGAUGUCUACAGUACGGUGGUGGCACCUCUCAUUGAGGAAGUGUUGUCCGGCUACAACUGCACCGUAUUUGCUUAUGGUCAAACGGGAACGGGCAAAACUCAUACCAUGGUGGGCACUGAAUGCGCAGAAUUAAAGUCAUCUUGGGAAGACGAUUCGGACAUCGGCAUUAUUCCACGGGCUUUGAGUCAUCUUUUCGAUGAGUUGCGUAUGCUGGAAAUGGAGUUUUCAAUGCGCAUUUCCUACUUGGAACUAUACAAUGAAGAGCUAUGUGACCUGCUCUCCUCAGACGACAGCGUAAAAAUACGCAUCUACGAUGAUAGUACAAAGAAAGGCUCUGUUAUCAUUCAAGGCUUGGAAGAGAUACCAGUUCAUAGCAAAGACGAUGUGUACAAGCUUCUCGAAAAGGGAAAAGAACGACGCAAAACAGCUACCACAUUAAUGAAUGCACAAUCUUCUCGAUCUCAUACUGUAUUUUCAAUCCUGGUGCAUAUUCGCGAAAAUGGCAUAGACGGUGAAGAAAUGUUGAAAAUAGGAAAACUAAAUUUGGUAGAUUUAGCGGGAAGUGAAAAUGUUAGCAAGGCUGGAAACGAAAAAGGCAUUCGAGCUAGGGAAACAGUAAAUAUAAACCAAAGUUUGUUGACAUUGGGACGUGUUAUAACUGCGUUGGUUGAACGAACACCGCAUAUACCAUACCGUGAAUCUAAAUUAACACGUCUUCUGCAGGAGUCAUUAGGUGGGCGAACCAAAACAUCAAUAAUUGCUACGAUCUCACCUGGUCAUAAAGACAUUGAAGAAACACUCAGUACUCUCGAAUAUGCAUAUCGCGCCAAAAAUAUACAAAACAAGCCAGAAGUUAAUCAGAAAUUAACAAAAAAAACUGUGCUAAAGGAAUAUACUGAAGAGAUAGAUAAACUGAAACGUGAUUUGAUAGCCGCACGAGACAAGAACGGUAUUUAUUUAGCCGAAGAGACCUACAACGAAAUGGCAUUGAAAAUGGAUUCACAAAACCGGGAGUUAAACGAGAAAAUGUUGCUUUUGAAAGCAUUGAAAGAUGAGCUGCAGAAUAAAGAACGAAUAUUUACAGAAGUCAGCUUAAAUUUAGUCGAAAAAACUGAGGAACUAAAACGCACAGAACAAAAUCUAACUCAGACACAAGGGGCGCUUCAGCAAACUAAAAGGAUACUUAAUUGUACUAAGAAACGUUAUAAAGAGAAGAAAGUCUUAUUACAAUCACACAUGAAAACAGAAGAAGUAUUAACGAAUCAGGCACUAACUAUUUUGGAUGUUGCUGACGUUGCCACGAAAGAUACUCAUCAGUUACAUAGUACAAUUGAACGCAGAAAAGACGUUGACGUAAAAAUUCAAACUGCUUGUGAGCAGUUUUCUGAACGUAUGCGUGACAACUUUGAUUUAAUGGAUAGUAAUUUAAGUAAUAUGAAGGAACAACAGGAGUCGUACACACAGGUGCUACUAGAGGAAUUCGCUAACACCGCAAAUGCCCAUAAGAAGUUAAUAAGCGAGAGUGAUAUUAAAAUCCAAAAAGUCAACGAAUUAUGCAAGGAAUCGCUGGCAUCCACGACCUCAAUCAUUAAAAACUGUUCCAAAAUAUUAGGUGACUCCAGUACAGAACACAAAUUUGUUUUAACUCAGAUGUUCAAGGAUUUGGAAGAAAAACAAAUCGAAUUGAUUAAGCAAAUGCAAAAUAAACUAGAAGAUUUAGUGAAAUUCAGUGUUCAGCAAAAAGAGAACACUGAAAAAAUGCGAAACACUGUUGUGGAAAGCCUCCAAGAAAAGUCGAGACAUCUUGAAGCCCAUACUUGUCAAAUGAGCGAGCAAAUUGCUGAAGUCAGACAAAUCUCAGAGAAAAGCGUGCAACAGUUGACAAACAUACACUUAGAGAUUGAGAAUGAGCGAUCCGCUGCAGCAGAAGAACGUGCUAUUAUGGACGAAAUUAUAGAAAAAAUGAACGCACUAAAAGAAAAGUCUUUUACGAACCGGCAAUCACGAGCUGACGCUAUCGCCAAGGUAACAGUAAAAUUGGAAGAACACACACAGUCCACUAUUGAUAAGUUGCAACAGAGUUCGACGGUUUUGCAAAGCUUUUGUGAAAAGAGUUGUGACGGCAAUGCUUCAACGCAGAAAGGUUUCGAACAGCAUAUCAACGUUGCUAUGGAGUGUAGUACUCAACAAGAAAACGUUCACAGCUCUCUCCAGGAACAACUCUGUACUUUGCAGAGAGAUGGCAGCAAUCGCGUAAAAGAGUUUUCAGCUACGGCUGCUACCCACUCCGAACACACUCGAAAAGUGCUUGACGAAUUUGAAGCUGAAGUAAAGCGAAACCGAUUGGAGAGCGAGCAGAGAGUCGAAGAUGCAACUCUUGCUGUAAAGCAGGGUCUUGCCGAGGAUUCUCAUCAACUGAAGCAGCAUGUGGUGGUCUCAAGCGGCUUGGCCAACUCUUUGCAACAAAGUGUACUGAAUUAUGCAGACACGUACAAAGAUCAAAUGCAAACAUGUGUAAACGAUGUUAAUAAUUUCAAGCAAAGUGAGCUCAAGACAUAUGCACCCACAGGUGCUACCCCAUCGAAACGCAACUUUGUGUAUCCUCGUUCUUUGGCUGCUACUUCGCCUCACCUGGAUAUUGUAAAACGGUUUCGCCAAGAAAACGAUUGGUCUGAUUUGGAUACAACAGCUCCCAUUGAUGAAGCUAGCGAAGACGAGCAAGAACUAAGGAACUCGGCACAAGAGAUAUCUAAUACUGAAGUCAUUUUAAACUCGACGCCUAUAGACUUAACAAACGUAGCAACACCACAGCAAGUUAAUGGCGCAUCCAAAAGGAUGAAUGUUCUACUAUCAAAUCAGUUGCGCAAUAGCAACUCAUUGUCGACCGGCCCUUCACCGCGCAAACGAUCUCCGACGCAUAAUUCGUCAGCGCCGGCUAUUAGAGCAAACAAGGAAAACAUAUCUUGAGCUUCAUCGCAUCUAUUACGUUCUUUUUCUUUUCUUGCACGUAUCCAUAGCUGUAUAUUUCAUUCAAAAGACAACGAUAUAUGUUUUGUUAAAGGUAUCUCUAACAGAAGAUUGGCAUAGAAGAAGAUAUUGAAAACAUAAGUAUUUCUUCCGAUUGAACUUCAAUAUUUCAAUACGUUUAUAAAAACUACGUAAAUAAAAGUGAAGCGAUUGCAAUAAUCACUGCUAUUGAA